Anastrepha obliqua is the source of this 703-nucleotide messenger RNA. RefSeq names its product protein dpy-30 homolog. Gene Ontology annotation, cellular component: Set1C/COMPASS complex. Lineage: Eukaryota; Metazoa; Arthropoda; Insecta; Diptera; Tephritidae. The record is from RefSeq and is a predicted model, not a curated record. The coding region runs from base 154 to 459 and encodes 101 amino acids. The transcript has 2 exons.
AGUACUUGUAGAAUCUGCUGUGGUUUGACAUUUCACAUUGAUUUUUAAAUCAAAUCUUACAAAUACAGACUGAAGAGUUGAAAAGCAGCUUUUGUUGAUUUUUUCUUUUUUUUAUUAUUGUUAGAUAUUUGAGAACAAGAGAAAGUUGUUGCCAUGGAUAAAAAUGACAGAUCAUCCACACCACAGCCAGUUGCCGAUCAACAGCCUGCAACCGAUGCGGCCGGUAAUGCGACAAAUCAUAAUCAGCAAUCGUCUGCGCAACCCCAAUGUAAGAAGCCUCGAACAGAUCUAAGCUCACUGCCCACUCGUCAAUAUUUAGACCAAACGGUAGCACCGAUACUAUUACACGGUUUGCAGACACUAGCACGAGAACGACCAGCAGACCCCGUAAGUUUUUUAGCGGCUUAUCUGCUGAAAAACAAAAAUCGCUGUGAAGAAUCGUUACCAGAAAAUAUUUAGAUUAGAGAAUUGGAAUAUGGAUUAGCGCAAGUAAAACUCAAAAUUCAAAAAAUGCAUAGUAUUUAAGAUGAAAUCCAGCUUUCCUUUAUUUCGCGUUCGCGCGUCCAAUUUAACUUUCUCUUCUAAUCUUGCACGAUUUAUAAACAUAAAUCUUAGUAAUUGUAUUUUAAUAGUUUGAGAAAAUCUAUCUGACUUUGCUCGAUCAUGAAUGUUUAUGUACAAAUAUAGGCUUACAAAAUAAAUA